Molecule: messenger RNA, 6223 nt
Organism: Drosophila suzukii
Lineage: Eukaryota; Metazoa; Arthropoda; Insecta; Diptera; Drosophilidae
Product: cilia- and flagella-associated protein 44
Molecular function (GO): protein binding
Source: RefSeq, a predicted model, not a curated record
GUUUUUAGUGCCCUGGCAACAGGCAAACAAACACUCAAGCAAACCUUUUUACUUGUAUCAAAUAAAUAAAUACACUAAUAAGCUAACGUUUUGUAAACUGUAAGCUAGAUAUAAUGGACACCUCGCAGCUGGAAUCUGAUCUACUGGGCGAAGAGGAGGAGCUGGGAGAUGAGCACGACGUAUCCUUCCCCCGCGAUAUAAUCAGCGUAGAACAUUCCUUCGGCUACGACUGCAAGAAGCUCUUCAACAUGGUACUGGUGAACGCGGAUACGCUGGUCUUUGCCUCGGGAAACUUCCUCAACUACUUCAGCAUUUCUCGUCAGGAGAUUUCCUUCCAGGAAACGGUCUAUGGCUGUGGUGUAGGGUUUAUCACGAAAAACGAACACCCGGACUACACUGGCCUCUUUACGGUGGGCGAGAACGGACCUUGUCCCACGGUUUUCAUCUACGAGUAUCCCUCGUGUGAGGUCCGUGUGAAGCUUUUGAAUGCAGCCAAGGCCUGUUUUACGGCGGGGUCUUAUAACAAGACUGGGGAGUUGUUCGCCUCGCAGGCUGGCUAUCCGGAUUUCAUAAUAACCAUCUGGCGCUGGGAGAAGGCAGAGGUCGUCCUUCGCGCCAAGUCCUUCCAGAGCGACAUCCUGUUCGUCCAUUUCUCGGAACACAACCCCAUCCUGCUAUGCUCUUCGGGCCUGAGCCACAUCAAGUUCUGGAAGAUGGCCAAUACCUUUACGGGCUUGAAGUUAAAGGGAGAUCUGGGACGCUUCGGCAAGACUGACUUCAGUGAUAUCUAUGCCAUGUACAUGCUGGCGGAUGAGAAUGUGAUCUCUGGCAGCGAUUGGGGCAACAUGCUGCUCUGGCAGGCGGGACUGAUUAAGUUUGAGAUCUGCCGGAAGGGUCGCAAGCCCUGCCAUACGAAACCCAUAACCAGGAUCACCAUGAAGAACGGUGAGGUGACCACGGUUGGCAUGGAUGGCUAUGUGCGCGUUUGGUAUUGGGAAACGGUGGAUUUGGCCGAUCCCCCCGAGGAUGAUUUGUUUGUGGAGAUCGAUCCGAUCUACGAGUUUAAGAUUGCCGACGUGGAGCUGCGUUGCAUGCAGAAGAUCAAUCCAUUUGACGAGUCAGACUUUACCCACUACGCCCAGGAUGGAAAUGGUGGGAUUUGGUUUUGCGACAUCAACACCUACGAUGUCCCACAGAAACCGAGGAAGCUUUAUUCCUGUAUUGGCGGCAAGGUACUCACCUCCCAGAUGUCCCCGGUGUCGCCGCACUUUCUUUGCAUGUCUGAGAGCGGUAAGCUGUUUGUCUAUCAAUACGAGGAGCAGCGCCUUAUCCUGGAGAAGCAGUUCCCGGCGGACGGGGUCGAUGUAAUCUGGCUAGAUACCCAGAUCUCGGUGAAGGGGACCGAAAUAGUGGCUGUCUUCAAGGACGGUAUCCUGCGGCAGAUGUAUCUGGACCUCAGCAAUCCGGAAAGGCCAACCAUGACGCGUGUGAGAUCCAUUAAGGCGCACACAUCUCCCAUCACCAGACUCACCGUCAACCGAGACAGCACGCUGCUCCUUACCGGCAGCGCCGACAAGAGCAUUUUCAUCUACAAAUUGAGCCGGGAUGCGAAUCAGCUUGUGGACUUGCAUCCCCUGGGAUUCGUGCAGUUUGCAGCGAUCCCCAACUGCUUCUACUGGCACGAUACCGAGCCUACUGUGGUCCUGGUGGGAUGCAAGAGUGGCGAGUUGUACGAAUAUAAUAUACGCACUGAGGUUACCGCAGAAGAGACCUACCUGUCCUACAACAUAACCGAGAAGUCGCGCAUGCGCAGUACGAAAUUCGUUUCCAUCAAAAGCCGUAUCCGUCGGGAAAUCCAUCGGGAGAACGUGAAGAAGCGCAAGGAACGUAAGCGGGAGCGCAAGAUGAACGAGGUCGAGAAGCUGAAGAAGGCCAAUCCCGGCCUGCAGAUCGAUAUGGAGUCAGCACUAGCCGAUUCCGAACCGGAUGAGGAGGAGGAGCCGCUUCACAUACCGGCCGUGCCCAACCCUAUUAUCUGGCUGCGCUACACAGUAAGGGAUACCAUUUGGGUGUCCAUGGCGGGCUAUGAUGCUGGGUACAUCUAUGAGCUGGAAUUUAAUGCGCCGGAGCCCACUCGGGCCACCAUCAUAGCGGAGGGGGAUGAUAUCGAGAUACACUCUUACUGCAUUAUCGAUGACUUCAUCAUUUUUGGCCUCGUCAACGGACGCCUUCGAAUAAAUCGCAUCAACCCGGACAACUUUACAGACCUCUCCGAGUACCGCGUAUAUCCGUUGCAUGAUGCCCUGAAGGGCGUCAUUCCCAAAAUCGAUACUAGUUACAAUGGUGAGCACAUUCUCACUGUUGGCUACGAUGGCAACAUGUUCCUUCACAAGUGGAGAGGCCCGAAAAUAACUAAGGACAAGCGUCGGGAUAAACUGCCGCCCCUGCCGGAGGGAGUUAGUCAUGUUCAGGACAUCGAAGAUGAGGCACCAUCCCUGGAGCAGGAGAAGAUCAACGCGGAGCUGCGGCGCCAGCAGGAGGCGGCUGAGGCGCAUGACCGCGAUGUCCUGAAUAAAAUUGGACAGCUGCAAAACGUGUACUUCGACAUUAUCAAGCACAACGAGGAGCUGCCUACGGGUCUGCGAGCCAAGGACACGGAUUUGCUGCUGGACGAACGUAUUACACGACAGAUCAGGGAUGAACUGCAGGCAGAGUUGGAUGAUGUUCGGGAGGAUCUGGCUUACGACCUGGAAUUCGCCCAGGUGGGACACUCAAAGUUGUACAAUCAUUUCCUCAAGGAGCUGGUUCAAAUCCCCUUUACCGUCAAUCCCUUGCGUGCCAAGGUUCCGGGCGUGUCCACAUUUCGUCUCCAGGCUCUGGGAGAGGAGCAUGAGCAGAUUAAGAGGGACAUAGAAGAGCGUUUGAAACAGGAACACGAUAUGGGCCUUUACAGAGAGGAUCGGGUUCCUGAACAGCCGGAAGUACUCCAUGACCUUGUGGUGGCCGAAAGAUCAGACGAAUCCAUUGGAGAACCCCCGCCGGAAUCAUUCUUCUUUGGCAGGGAUCCCAAGAGCAUCGAACCGCGCUUUAGCAGGAAGAUGAUGCGCCUCCUGGUUCGCUACCGAAAACGUCAGCUUUUCGAAGUGCGCCGCAUCUUUGACUGGGACAAGCUGGAGCGCCAGAAGCCAGACCCCAAUCGCAACCAUCCGGAUGACGAUGCUCAAAUCGAGGAGGCCAAGCGCAACCUGGGUGACUUCAAGCUCAAGAUCGGAGCAGACUAUGAGCCCAAGUCCACGGAGACGCUUACCCAGAAGUACAUAGAGGUCGUGGAGUGCCGCGAACAGUACUUUGGGAUGGUGGACGCGUUCAACCAGAUGGUGAUGGAUCUGCGCGAGCGCAAGGGUGAACUGGAACAGUUCAUCAAUGCAAAAAGGAAGCGUCUGGAAGUGAUCCAUAGCUACCUGCCCGAGUCAGAUCGCCGGCCCUUGGAACCGAUGCAGGAAACGGAUAUGGACCUGGAGUACCCAGAACUAAAUCUUAUCGAGCACUAUACGCCCGGCUGUGGUGGGGAGAUUGACGACAUCCUCACCCUGGAGCGCUCGGUGGACGAGGUGAUCGCCAUGCGUUCGCCAAUGAAGUCGAUGGCCAGUCUGAGCCUCUUCAGCAUGCACGGAUUGGAUGUGCCGGAAUUGCACGAAUACACCGCCUUCAAUAUGCUACAGAUCUCGAUGCUAGAGAAAAGUCUUCCCAAUGCCGAGCUGACCGAGGAGCUGCUGAAACUGCCGCCCAUCAGUGAUCCGGCCUACUUUGAGACAAAUGAGGAUGGCGAGGCACCCUACAUGAUGGAGACUCGCCAUCGAUGGCUUCGCCAGCUCCUUCUGGAGCAGGCUGAGAUUCAUACGGAAGUGGACGAAGAAGUGCGGCAAUUCGAUAAGGCUGUAGAAAAGCUCCAAGUGCGACGGUUCCACGUGAAGCUGGACGCCGAGUUCAUGAACGCCUACAUGAACAGUCUGAACCAGGAGCUGUAUAUCCUGCGCGACAGCGAGGAGAUAGAGACGCAACUGCUCCUGAACGCCAAGACGGCGAUGAGCACCCGGAACGAGCUGCAGGUGGUCAUCAAUACCACCAAUAGGCAGUUGGACGAGCUGAGGCGAAACAUAGACAAGCUGGGUGAGCAGAUCAUAGCAGUCCAGGUACUCUUCUCGACCACAGUCAAGGGUCAUAAGUUCUUCGACUUCCUGCGACGCAUCUUCAAGAAGAAGUGGCGUCCACCAAAGGUGGCCAGGGGAGAUGACGAGUCUUCUUCCUCAUCCUCCUCGUCUUCGUCCUCCAGCGAAGACCAACAGGCGGACAACAAAAGUCUCGACUCACUGGACAUGACCACCAUCCGACUGGACGAGGCCACGUGUCCCACCGGCCUGGAUCGAUCCCUCUACGACCUGGCUUUCGCCAUGCGCUCCGAUCGCCACGAGCUGGAGCGAAAUGUGCGUGAUCUUCAGCGGGAUGUGGAGAACAAGCGCAAGGAGAUCGCCGAGAUGCAGAUCAAAAUGAAGUAUCACGAGGAAGUGUACCAGCGCGAGAAGAAUGCCUUGUUGCAGUUUCGGCGUAAUCGCCAGCAGGAAGUCAACAAGGUCAACAUCAGCGCCAUCCUGCGUAUGGACCAACUGCAGCAUUUUUACGAGGGCGAUGACUACCGGGAUCUGUCCAAAGCCAUACUCUUUGACGCCGAUAUGCUGGUGGAUCUGCGCCGACGGGCGGAUCAACUAAGUGAGGAGACUUUGGCCACCAAGCGCUGGCAUCGCAUAAACUUCAUCCACUUGAGGCGCAUGAACACAGACAUUAAGUUCAUGCGAUUCGAGAUAACGCGCCUGGAGGAGGAGAUCCGUCAGGCCAUGAUGAAGAAAUUCGGCAUCAUAGUCAAUCUGGAUGAGUUGGAGGAGGAGGUCCUGAGACGUUACAUCUUUGAGCUGGAAACCAACGCUGAGGAUGAGCUGAUGGCCCUCGAAAAGGAACUGUUGGAGAAGCAGAAAGAACUCUCCCGCUGCGAGGAGGAACUGGUUCUGGAGACCCAAAACAAUACCGAAAAGGUUAACAUAAUGACGGUGCUCCGUGAGGAGAACAACAUCCUCCGCUCUCUGUUGGACAUUCAGAACCGCAACUAUGCAAAGUGGAGCAAUCCGAAUGUACUGAAUUUGUCGUAUGACAUCGAGAAGUUAAGGGGCAUUGAGAAAUCCUUGAUGGAGCAGAUCGAAUGCCUGGAGCGGGAGAUCUGUGCGCUGAGGCUAAAGUCCAAGCCUCUCCAGAUUAAUUACGAGUUUGAGGUAGAUCCCAAUGCGCAGCCGCAGGUGACUAACGAAAUUCUUCCAAACGACGAUGUGAUGGUGUGCCCGGCCAUCCUCAAUGUGGAUGCCUAUAUGUUGCCGCCCAUGCCCGAUGAGUUCAUCAUGGAUCGCGUUCAGACGAUCGUUCAGAAGAGCUUCAAUCGCUUCUUUGGGAAGAGCACCACUCCGGAGAAUGUGCGCAAGUUUGCCCUACGAUCUUCACUCUAUUUGUGCCAGGCCGCCUACAGUUUCCAGGGCCGCUAUACGGAUCGCAUUGCUGAGUGCAUUACGGAGCACCUGCAGACUAUUGUGCCCAAGAAGUACUUCAUUCACAUCAGUGGCGAGGAGCUUCGCAAGCUCUUCAACGAGGUGGUGGCCGUCUUCGACUACGAACGCUCCGAUGUGAACACCGAGGAACUCAUUUCAGGGAUCUUCGACCAUGCCAAGGACUCGCUGUGUGCCCAUAUUCACCUGGGCGAUGCCGAUGUUGUUAACCGCACCCACUUCAUCGUGGCACACAUGUUCAAGGAGCUCAUCGAGGUUCUACCCUUGGAGGAGUUCCAAUCCGACGAGACUCUACGCAUGAUCGUGGACGUAUUGGAGCGUGAGCCGAUGGUGGAUCCUCGAGCCAUCGGCGUGGAGCAGCUCAUCGAGAGCACGCUGCAGCACGCCCACGAGAAUUUGCUCGACGGGAUUACGGCGGUUCCGGUUCGCAAGCUGGGCAGCUCCAUUCAGAGGGACCUGAUCAAGCGGCGCCAGUACAAGCAGCCCAGCUGCGAGUCCCCGAUGUCGGUGCGGAUCGCCACGAAAAAGCCGGGUCACAGCAGUGGGCUUCCCUUCUAGCGUAUUAGUUUUUUAUUGGAAUGUAUUCGGAAAAUUCAAAUACAUUUUUUAUAAGAGUA